Cicer arietinum (chickpea) is the source of this 998-nucleotide messenger RNA. RefSeq lists its product as uncharacterized. Gene Ontology annotation, biological process: protein import into nucleus. Lineage: Eukaryota; Viridiplantae; Streptophyta; Magnoliopsida; Fabales; Fabaceae. The record is from RefSeq and is a predicted model, not a curated record. Gene Ontology annotation, molecular function: nuclear import signal receptor activity. Gene Ontology annotation, cellular component: cytosol; nucleus.
GGUGUUUUGUUUAGAACAAACGAAAACGCGAUUCCUUCAAAAACAGAACUAUACUUUCUUCAUGAAUAAAAACGAGAAAAGACGAAUCUAUCCCCACAUAUAUCCGGAAUCUUCUAGUAAGUUUGUUUCUUCUGUUUUCCUAGUAGUAUAGAAUAACGACGCUUAUAACAAUAACAAUUGCUCACUGCGUCGCCAUUGUUUCACUUUCACCACAAACACAACAAAAAGAGAAACUAAUUUUUUUUUUCCUUAAAAAAAUCAAAAUGUUCGGUGUGGUUUUCCCAAACCGUAGUUUCCCAAUGGACAUCUCAACCUUCGCACAAAUCGACACUUUCCAUUGGAUCCUCGACAUGAACACUUUCGUUGGUGAAGCGUACGAUCAAGUCAGCGAAAUCUGCAUCUUCCUCAUCAACAAUUUCACUCUCCCACCGGACAAAGCGCUCGCUGUCUACGUUCAGUCGCCGGGAUCACCGUUCGUCUACUGCGGUGCCGUCACUAUCGCCCGUCCCUCCGCCGUGCUGUCUCUACUUUGGCCGGAGCCUGGUGCUGGUGACGUACAGCCGCAACUGACGGCGGACGCUCAACCUUUGUCGGCGAAAAUAGGUGUUUCGGUGGAGGAUUUGGUGUCUCUGCCGUCGAUUGAUGUUGCCGGUGAGAAGAGGAUUGAGCGGUUGGCGAUGAAAGUUGGAGAGAAUUUGUUUAACUUUAUGCAAUCAUUUUGUGGCGUUGAUGGAUCGAAGUUGAUUGUUCCGAUGGAUAUUUUGGAUCGGUGGUUUAAGAAGUUUCAAGAAAGGGCUAAGCGUGACCCUCAAUACUUGAAGGGUUUCGCUUUGUAAGUUUUUUUUUCUCUCUUUUGUUUUAUUUAAUUUUUGUCUCUGUUGAAAAAAUGUUGAAAAAUAGAAGAAAGUGGUUUCUCUUGUGUUGAUGUGAUUUUAAUCUAGAUGUUUUUUAAGGAAUCAAGGUUCAUUUCAUGCUAUUGUGUUAUGUUCUAUGAAGCA